Saccostrea cuccullata (small rock oyster) is the source of this 889-nucleotide messenger RNA. RefSeq lists its product as uncharacterized. The record is from RefSeq and is a predicted model, not a curated record. Lineage: Eukaryota; Metazoa; Mollusca; Bivalvia; Ostreida; Ostreidae. The transcript is spliced from 3 exons. Bases 64 to 678 code for a protein of 204 amino acids.
CAAAAUUGAUAAUGGGACUCAUCAGUCUUCCCCUUACUGAAGAGCUUUGUGAUACUUUUCGAGAUGAAGGAACCUCUUAUUCACUUGCUACAUGAAGAACAGGUUAGACUGUUUAAAGAAUUCUUAGUUUGUUUCAUCAAGCCCGAUGUUGUGCAGGGGGCCAAAUCAUCAUCAAGGUUGAAGAAACUGGAUAUUUCAAGCCAAAACAAUCAGUUAAAUGCAGAAAACAUGUUUCUUGGGGUGAAGGCACAGUCAGUGGUCAUAAAAUCAACCAAGAAGGAUUAUGUUGUCAAAGGCUUUCUGAAACAAGUUGGUGAUGACUACACACUCUGUGGCAAGGUGUUGCAGGAUAAGUUACCUUUAACCAACCCACUCCUUCAAUCACUGGGGGCUAUCCAUCCAGAGACCAGGGGCCAUUCUCAGACUUUGUCAUAUAUGCAGAAGCUUCCUACAUAUGCCACCACUGUACUCAAUGAAGCUGAGGCUGAGGAAUAUGACCAAGAAAUCAGGAAGUUUCAUAUUGACAAUUCACUUCCAGAGAUAGAAGAUACCAGAAUAGAUCAUUGGUGGGGAAAAGAUGAAGUUGCUCAGAAAUAUCCUAACCUCUCAAAACUGGUAUACAGGCUUUACUUAGCUGUUUCCAUGGUCCUCAGGUGGAAUCAUCUUUCAAUGUCAUGAAUGAUGUUAUAGACAACAAGUCUGGAAGAUUGAAUCUGGAGACCUACAGUGCCAUACAGACUAUUAAAUACAGACUUAGUGCUGAUGAAAAAACAGCCAUUCAGUUUUUUCACAAGAAGGAUUAUAUGCAUGAAAGUGUGGACAAAAUACUUUGCAAAAAUAUGAACAGUUCCAACAAGGAAUAUAAAGCUGAUCUAGAUAAGAAAAAGUU